CAAUCGUAAAGUUUAUCUCAGGAAUGAUGUAAUGUAUCGUCUUCGCAACGUUGUUCACACAGUUCAACGACGCCUUAGCGAGAAAGCUACUGCGGAGGCGGAUUAGUGCUCGUUCAAGCGAUUUUGUGGCUACCUGAGACUGGCUUCAUCGAGAUCGAGGUACAAUGAUGGCGCCAGCUAAAGAAUAUAGAAGGGCCAACAAUGUUGGCUUCACCAAUAGGACUUGUAUCUACUACAUGGAAGCAGAUUCGAUGAGCCUGCUACUCGAUCCUUCAUGUAUAAAUUCUGGACUAGGACAAGCCCAAGCAUAUUUCUUCAAUGGCCGGAUUCAUUGAGCGCCUGUGAGGAGCAUGGAAUAAACCGAGAACAGUAUCGACCAGUGGGUAUAAGAAUGAGGCUUUGCCGUCUGUUGUAGACAUUACUUCCUGCAUUCAUAGAGCUUAAUCUGCAGAAACCUCAAAAAAUGUCACCAUUAUCAACUCUCGCUAUUUCUCUCAUCUUCUUACCUGCAUAUGCACUCGCCUAUACCAAGAAUGGUUUGAACAGCGACCAAGAGCCUCGACAACACGCUUUGACUCUCCAAAAGUCGUCAGACUUCACCUCUCAGGGCAAAGGUUGGGGUCAGUAUUGCACCAGGAACUAUGAGUGUGACUCUGGCUGCUGCGAUUGGGAGAAAGUCACACCUGGCUACGGCAAUGGGAUGUGCGGUAACUCAAAUGAUUGCUGGUGGUCGAGCGAAACCCAGGAUGUGCAGUCGCAAUCCGCACCUGCGACUGGAUACUGUCCCAACCAGUUCGGAGACGGUACAGUGUUUUUCAGCGCUGCGAAGGGCAGUGGCAUUGCUCUUUGGGUUUCCGAAGAUGGCCGGCUUAAAUAUGUCAACGAAGGGUUAACGUUCACUGAGUCGCGCAAUGACGCUGCUACUUUCAACGUCUCCACAUCACAAUACGGACGAAAACUUUCUUUCCGCGACAAAGUGUUGAUCAAGCACCCCGAUAACGACAAUGGCUUACAGAUGCGGGCUGAUGAGGAGAACGCUGCCCUCAUUACAUUUACAAAAUUCAUUGCCCCAACCUGGAAAGAAGAUACUGGUGCAUUACGAGACAAAGCAUUGAUUGAGUUGUUGGAGUCGGUCUGCGGGACUAAUUCGACGUGUGCGACCAUAUUGAGUCAACAUCUCCAACCUGACAACGUUGCCGACUUCACUUCGUGCGAGGAGUUUGACUCUUGA
Pseudovirgaria hyperparasitica is the source of this 1231-nucleotide messenger RNA. RefSeq lists its product as uncharacterized. The transcript has 2 exons. NCBI's taxonomy places the organism in Eukaryota, Fungi, Ascomycota, Dothideomycetes, Acrospermales, Acrospermaceae. The record is from RefSeq and is a predicted model, not a curated record. Bases 464 to 1231 code for a protein of 255 amino acids.